AUGGCAGUGCCACCACAAGCAGCAGGCAUAGCAGAGUCCCAGCUGCAGCUCGUGGCCUGGCGGGUCCUGAGCUUCCCCAACUUCCCCAAGCCCAGCAUCCUAUUCCAGGACAUCGGUCCUUUGCUAAAGGACCCAGAUACCUUCUGUGCUUCCAUUGAACUUUUGCCUGAUCACCUGAAAGAAAGUCACAAGACAAAGACUGAUUAUAUUGCAGGUUUGGAUGCUCAGGGUUUCCUGUUUGGUUCCUCCCUGGCCCAGAAAUUCGGAAUAGGGUUUGUGCUCAUUAAAAAGGGAGGGAAGCUUCCAGGGCAUGGUGCCCACCACUCCCUGGAAUAAGGUCAGGCAGAGCUGGAGAUCCAGAAAGACACCAUGGAGCCGGGCCAGAAGGCGGUGAUUAUGGAUGACCUGAUGGCCACCGGAGGUACCAUAGGGGCAGCCUGCAAGCUGCUGCAAAGUCUGAAGGCCGACAUGCUGGAGGGCCUGACUGUGGUGGAGCUGACAUCCCUGAAGGGGAGGAGAGAAAAGCUGGCCCCCAUGCCCUUCUUCUCCUUACUGCAGUAUGACCGAGGCCAGGCUGCCAUCAGCACCUUCUCCACCAGCUGGAGAUGGCAGACAGGUUUUCAUCUACACAAUUAG
Molecule: messenger RNA, 636 nt
Organism: Trichosurus vulpecula (common brushtail)
Lineage: Eukaryota; Metazoa; Chordata; Mammalia; Diprotodontia; Phalangeridae
Product: adenine phosphoribosyltransferase-like
Biological process (GO): AMP salvage; adenine salvage
Cellular component (GO): cytoplasm
Molecular function (GO): AMP binding; adenine phosphoribosyltransferase activity; adenine binding
Source: RefSeq, a predicted model, not a curated record